Molecule: messenger RNA, 1491 nt
Organism: Drosophila ananassae
Lineage: Eukaryota; Metazoa; Arthropoda; Insecta; Diptera; Drosophilidae
Gene: PIG-M
Product: GPI mannosyltransferase 1
Exons: 1
Coding region: 1-1407 (468 amino acids)
Biological process (GO): GPI anchor biosynthetic process
Cellular component (GO): membrane; glycosylphosphatidylinositol-mannosyltransferase I complex
Molecular function (GO): alpha-1,4-mannosyltransferase activity; GPI mannosyltransferase activity
Source: RefSeq, a predicted model, not a curated record
AUGACCAAACACAAGGCCGCUGCCACUACGAAGGCUACGGGACGGCAGCCGUCUUUGGGUCGCCGCAUCCUGCAAAUGAGUUUCCGCACACAUCUUUUGAUCUCGGCGCUGCUACGCGUUGUUCUAAUAUGCUACGGACAUAUACACGAUAGUAGGUCUCCGGUUCCCUAUACAGAUAUUGACUACAAGGUGGUCACGGAUGGUGCCCGGCAGGUCUUAGCCGGCGGAAGCCCAUUUUCUAGGCACACGUACCGCUACAGUCCGAUUAUGGCGUACAUACAAACCUUGAACAUCCUCCUACAUCCUGCGUGGGGCAAACUGGUCUAUGCCACCUUCGAUCUACUCAUCGCCGUACUCAUUUACCGCCUGGUGCACAUGGAGAUCAAGAGUCAGUACCAGAAAACCGUACAACACCUGCUCAGCAAGUUCAACAGGCCCCGGGAGUCGGACCAGUCGCUGGAUGCUUUGGAUGAGAAGAGUCAUCCCGAAAACUUGGCUCGCGCCUCCGCGUGCUUUUGGCUCUACAAUCCUUUGACGGCUGUAAUAUCCACCCGGGGCAGCGGCGAUUGCUUCUCCAGUUUCUUUGUGAUCCUGACCAUCUAUCUGCUGAUGAGAUCGGAGCACAAGGAGUCUAAGAGUUUGUGGCUUAUCUUUUGCGCGGGCUUAGCCCACGGUCUGGUGAUCCACCUUCGCCUUUACCCCCUGCUGUUUAGCUUGGGAUACUACCUGGCGCUGUCCACCAGGCUGACGCGGACUCCUCUAGAUUUCUUGUGGCAAAUCUUGCGCCCCAACACGCAGCAACUGUGCCUGGUAGUUGGCACCAUUCUGAGCCUAGUGGCCUUAACCUGGACCUUUUAUUUGAUGUACGGCUGGGAGUACAUCUACGAGGCUUACCUCUACCACUUUGUGCGCAAGGACCCCCGCCACAACUUCUCUGUGCAGUUCCUGAUGCAGUACCUAGGUAGUACCGCGGAUACCUCGGUCCUUGUGAAGUUUCUUGUAAUGGCCCCACAGCUCUUGCUUGUCCUCUACUUGAGCCUGAGCUUAGGCCAGUUCCGGCAGACGCUCCCCUUCUGCAUCUUCACCGUGGCCUUUGUGAUAGUCACCUACAACUCGGUGGUGACUUCGCAAUACUUUAUCUGGUAUCUGGCUAUCCUGCCGCUGUGCCUAAACAACUUUAAGCGGCUCUCGUGGGGGAAGUGCUUUAGCCUCCUGGGCUGGUGGCUGCUCGCCCAGGCGCUGUGGCUCCUUCCAGCCUAUCUUUUGGAGUUCCGGACGUGGAACACCCUCUACUGGAUCGGAGUGCAAGGCGCCAUCUUCUUCGCCACCAAUGGCUACAUCCUGGAGCAGCUUCUGAGCCAUUAUGGGUUCACCCAAUUUAAGAUAAGCUAUAGGAAGUUAUUAUAAAGCAAUCACACAACUUCAAGUAGAUGCGAAUAGUUUUGAAUAAGAGUUUAUUGCUACAAUAAAGUAAAAUUUUAAUUGAAAGGA